Molecule: messenger RNA, 443 nt
Organism: Chilo suppressalis (striped riceborer)
Lineage: Eukaryota; Metazoa; Arthropoda; Insecta; Lepidoptera; Crambidae
Source: the annotation of a GenBank genome assembly
GAACAACAACGUAUAAAACGUUCAAUGCAACGUGAAACGAUUAUCAUUGUUCAAUGCAGUGUUGGAGCAACAUGAAGUUAGUCAACGUUGUUUUGCUUGUGUGCGCAGUAGCGAUGGCGUCGGCAGCGCCGGCGGACGAACCGCGCCAUUACGACCUCAAUAACGCCCCUGCAAUAUUUGAACAGUUUAUAAAAGACCACAAUCGAUCAUAUAAGGACGAAGACGACAAGAAAGCCCAUUAUGAAGCGUUUGUCAAGAAUCUUCAUACAAUAAACGAGUCCAACAAAAAGAAUCCUACGGCAACUUACGGCAUCAACAAAUUCGCAGACUACACAGCUGAGGAAAGAAAGAGUAUGUUCGGCCUACGAAAGGAAUAAACAAAGUUUACCAGUAUGAAAAUUUUAUUACUUAUAAAAUACGUAUUAUAUUAAAACUUGCAUUAU